Molecule: messenger RNA, 1041 nt
Organism: Rotaria sp. Silwood1
Lineage: Eukaryota; Metazoa; Rotifera; Eurotatoria; Philodinida; Philodinidae
Source: the annotation of a GenBank genome assembly
AUGUCUUCAUCAACAACGUCUUGUGUUGUAUGCGAAAAUAAAACUAUUAAUAGUACAUUUAAAUGUGAAGGAUGUUUACAAACAUUUUGUCUAAAACACACCAAUGAACAUCAACAAUAUCUUAGUCAUCAAUUAAAUGAAAUAAUUCAUGAACAUGAAAAUAUUUUUUAUACAUUCAACGAACAUAAACAAUCAUCAUUAUUAUUCGAUCAAAUUAAUCAAUGGGAAAACGAUUCAAUUAAAAAAAUACAACAAACAGCACACAAUGUUCGAAUACAAAUUGAACAAUUUUCUGAAUUACAAAAAGAACAAUCAAAAGAAAAAUUUAAUCAAAUAAGUAAACAAUUGGAAAAUGCUCGUCAAAAUCAUGAAUAUCUUGAACAAGAUCUUUUUCGAUGGAAAAUUCUUUUAAAACAAUUUAAAUAUGAUUUGACUAUACUUUCACCAUCGAUUAUUCUUCAUCAAGAUUAUAAUAAAACAUUAAUUAAUAAUAUAUCUAUUAUGAAAAUGGAUCAACAAUCAACUUUAAAUGAAACAUUUAUUAGUUUUUCAGAUGAAAUUAAAUUUGAUGAUAAUCAUCAUAUUGCUAUGCAUUGUGGUCCUUAUCGGAAUCCUGCUUAUAUUACUGGUACACAAGAAUAUUUAUCAGGUCAACAUCAAAUACGAUUAUUUAUUAGUAAAAUGACAAAUCAAUUUAUUCUUUCAUUUAAUAUUAUGUCAAAAUUAAUGCCAUUAUCAUCAAAUUUAUUUGAUUCACAAUAUUUUAUUUAUGGUUGGCAAAAUGAUGAUUGUGUUAAUCCUUCUCAAUCUUCUUUAUCGAGUUCAAAAAAUUGUCGAGAUUUAAAAGGAAAAACAGAAUAUCAUAUUAGUCUUUUUAUUGAUUGUGAUAAACAUACUAUUAGUUAUUUCAAUGAAAAAACAAAACAAACAAGAGAAAUUAAUGUUGAUAUAGAAAAAUGUCCUUUACCAUGGAAACUUCUUUUUUAUUUAUAUGAUGUUGGAGAUUCUGUUCGACUUCUUUCUUCAUCUCAAAUAUCAUAA